GUGGUUGCAGAGCAAUCCCAGCAUCACUCUUUUAUGUCAAGAGUCGAUCACUCGCUGCUGCUCAGUUGUAUUGAUGGUAAGCAUCCCUCCAUUCCCUCGCAUCCACCGCCCCGCUUGCAUGAUUAUACAAAUACUAUAAUCUGUCAAUCCCCUGAAGCUCAAAUAAUCUCAAAAAACGAGCACAUGUGACUGAGAAAUGUAACGAAAAUGAUUUGCCAUCUUGAAUAUCAUUCAUGUCAUCCCACCUCUUUUGCAGGCCGAACGCUAACGUUCCCUCAGUUGCAGCAGCUCUCUCUUCCUCUCUCUUCGUCAUUCAUAACUUGACUUUCCUUCCUUCCCCUUAACGUUGUUCUAAAAUGGACGACCCCUCCCUUCCCAUUCCGAUCUCGUAUAUCGCGGGUAGCUACUUUCUCUUCUCCAUUGAAGCGGUCACGUAUCUGAGACGCGAGCAUCACAUAUGCGGCGUGUUAAGCGGCACAUUGCCCCAAAUCCCUCAGCAGAAUGUCUUCCUGGGACUGCCACUGAAGCUGAUGCCCGAGGAGGCCCGGCUGCUCGUGGACAAAGGUGUAGCGUGCAUUGUAGACGAGGUAAAAGUCCAGAAGGACGGAAUGCGAGCCCUCAUGGAGGACGACCGGCGGAAGUAUCUGCGUGAGCUAGAGUCCCAGGGCGAGCACGCCAUGCGCGUGCAGACCAGCCGGAAGGACGAGCAGCGCGAGAAGGCCUUGAAGAAACUAGAAGAAAAGAAGGCCAGGAAGGCUGCCAAAGCGGCUGAACAGCAGCAGCAGUCGCAGCAGUCGCAGCCUGUUGUCGCGGAUAAUCCCAGCAAAGAACAAGAAAAAGAAGACGACCCGAUCGUCGAUCUCUUCGCGGACCAUGCUCCAACCCAACACCCACGUACCCAAACCACCACCACCACCACAACAGCCCCAUACGGCACAUCCAUGGGCGUCACCCCCGCCACCUCCCACCCACCUCUCCCAUACACCCCAUCCGCAUCGGAACAUCUCCCCCGUCCCGCCGUGCCAUCCUCCUACCCGCUCUUCGCCCACCUCCACGCCGACGGCUACUACCUCUCUCCCGGGCUGCGCUUCGGGUGCCAGUAUCUCGCCUACCCGGGGGAUCCCCUGCGCUUCCAUUCGCAUUUCCUGGGCGUCUCUGCGGAGUGGGACGAGGAGCUGGAUCUGAUGGAUAUAAUUGCUGGGGGGAGACUGGGGACGGGUGUUAAGAAGGGGUUUCUGGUUGGGGGGCGAGGGUGGAUGAGGGGGUGGAUGAGGAUAGUGUGA
This is a messenger RNA of Aspergillus heteromorphus CBS 117.55, 1283 nucleotides long. Its product is annotated as tRNA splicing endonuclease subunit SEN34. The transcript has a single exon. Lineage: Eukaryota; Fungi; Ascomycota; Eurotiomycetes; Eurotiales; Aspergillaceae. Gene Ontology annotation, cellular component: tRNA-intron endonuclease complex. Gene Ontology annotation, biological process: tRNA-type intron splice site recognition and cleavage; tRNA splicing, via endonucleolytic cleavage and ligation. The coding region runs from base 357 to 1283 and encodes 308 amino acids. Gene Ontology annotation, molecular function: nucleic acid binding; tRNA-intron lyase activity. The record is from RefSeq and is a predicted model, not a curated record.